Rosa rugosa (rugosa rose) is the source of this 3299-nucleotide messenger RNA. RefSeq lists its product as uncharacterized. Gene Ontology annotation, molecular function: protein binding. Bases 1925 to 3133 code for a protein of 402 amino acids. The record is from RefSeq and is a predicted model, not a curated record. NCBI's taxonomy places the organism in Eukaryota, Viridiplantae, Streptophyta, Magnoliopsida, Rosales, Rosaceae. The transcript is spliced from 7 exons.
GCCACUCAAAACGAAUAACACCAAAUUCUAAUAAAAUCUCGAAUUUUUGAGUCCUGGGAUGGAUCAGUUUAUGGUGGCCUGAAGAGGCACCAAGCACAAAAAAGAGAGAGAAGUUUAGUUUUCUUAACUGGGUUUCUCUUUUCUCUUUAGCUUCGUGGUGGAUAACGUUUGCCUGAUGGCCUCUCAUGGCUACCCUCAUGGGCUUGUUUUGCAACAAGAACAGAACAUGGGCAUCAUUAAGGAUUCCCAACCCUUCCUGCCGAGUUAUGAAGCAAAACAGGAAAUACAAAGUCGGAAUCUUUAAAAAUGUUGCCUCAGCAAUGUGAGGAGCCAUGGAGAGAAAUAAGUGGAUUGUCAGAGUCUAACUGGUUUGCCAAGACCCUGCCUCGGAUAUUGAAAAGCCUGCACUCACUGAUCUGCAAGAUGUUCAUCGAGAUUCAAUGCUUUUCGAUCAGCUCUGGGAUUGCUGAGCACUUCCUACGACAUGAAAAAUGGCGCAGUUGCUCAUGUCCGGAGAAAGUGAAGCAGAGAGAGGUGGACUAGAUAUAACUUCACUAUAUGACUUGAUGGGGUACAGGGACUGAGAUGAAGCAUCUCCUUUCAGUUGUUGCGGAGUUUCACUCAUUGAAAAGCUCAGCUAGUUUGGGAAAGCAUUGUGUUCUGGUUCCGUAUUUUGAUAGGUCCCAGUUCAGGAAAAGAGUCAAUAUUUGAUGGUUCUCCAGUGAAGAUGCAUGGGACUACAGUUGCUCCUUUAAAGAGUCCUGAAAAAUUCAAGACAAGGGGGAUGCCAAAGCAGAAGAAUGGAAAAAAGGUAGGGCAGAGACAGACACCUAUACACGAGGAACUAUUUCCACAACUGCGAGAGCCUUCUAUCUAAAAUGAUCGACAGAAAGAAGAAUGGGAAAUCAGCAAUUCAUUCACUUCAAAAAUCUGGCCCUGAGCUUCCUUAGCUCCGACCCAGUUUUCUGCCAGUAUUGCUGGAACAGGAUUUACUGUCUUUUUCUCUGUCGUUUGUAAAGUAGCUUGUGCGAGAGUACCCUUCUGCUCGUCCAAACUCUUGAACACCGGAGUUGGAUUUGGGUUAGUUUGUCUGUCUUGGGCGACACAAUUGUUUCUAGCAGGAAUCCAAGGAAGUCGUAUUUAAAAAAAGAGGAAAUAUUGACGAGGGUCUAGACAAGCGUGAAUGAGAUUUACUUCAGAGCUGCAGCUUUGAUGACGGUGGCGGUGUUGAGGUUUGCUUGAACAUGAAGCGAAGACAAAGUUUUGGGAGAUACAGAUGGUGAGAACAUUUGCCUAGAUGGUUAGUAUUUAAAUAUAAUUGCAUAUGGCGGUAGCUAAUAAUUUGGCUAAUGACCAGAUCGAGUCACCAGACAGGUGAAGCCCUUUGAUCAAAAGUGUUCUUCAAUUAGAUACAAUUGAAGAACCCAUCUUUCGACGAAUGAAUAUGUUCAAAACAACUCUACAGUUGGCAUGAACCAGAACUCUGGCUGAUGACCAGUCGAUCAGCUGGGCCAAAGUAGGCGACGGAUCAAAAGAAAAAGGAAGCGAAGGGAGCAUCUUCAUCUGGCCUUGAUUUGCUUGAAAGAAUUGAUAAUGAUUUAUUCUAAUUCAGACUUGACUUGGUUUAAUUGCUUGAAGACAUGGUGUCAAUCUCCACUUCUCAUGAUGCUGAUUUGUAAACUGAAUGUGAAAGGCCUCUAGAAUUGAGGAUCCACAUAUGAGAAGCAAGGAGGUAACUUACAAGGAGCUGACAGUUCCUCUGAAUAUCUUCGUGGAAAUUAUGCAAAAGUUGCAAUCCCUCCGCCUCGUUGCAAGCCAGCUUCCACUCACUUAAUUGCUUGAAGAUUCGCAUAAGUACCGCACACUGUGUGCUCCCCUACACGAAGCUGCAACAGGAGGUGACUGGCCAGCGGCUAACAAAAUCAUGCAUGAAGAUGGCUCCAUUAUACGUGCCUCUAUUAAAAAAGAAAGCCGAGAGACUGUUCUUCAUAUUGUGGCCUCUAAAGGACAUUGCGACUUUAUGAAGAAGUUGCUGGAGUUGUUGAGAGAGGAUGACUUAUACUUGCUGGACAAGAAGGGGAAUACAGCUUUUUGUUUGGCUGUAGCAGCGGGAAAGGUACGAGUGGCAAAGAUCAUGCUGGAAAAAGAUCCCCUCAUGGCAACACUUAAGUGUGCUGAAGGAUGGUCACCUCUUCGUUUAGCCACUUUUCGUGGUCAUAGCAAGAUGGCAUGGUUUCUGUACCCUAAAAUUAUCGAAGACCUUGAACAAGAGGAACGAGUUGCAACAUUUUUCAUUUGCAUCAACAGAACUGACACUUCUUUGUACGAACUAGCAUUGAAAAUGCUUCUUGAAUACCGGGAGCUUGCAGAGGCUCGUGACACCAGUGGUGAAACAGCAUUCCAUUUGUUGGCUGGGAAACCUAAAGCAUUUAGAUCAGCAAUGUUGAAAUGCUUCCUUCACAUUUGUUUAGGAAAGCAGCUCGAAUCUCCUGGCCUUCAAGUACUAAAACAACUUUGGAAAAUAGUUUCAGAGAAAGAUGAGAAGACGGUUAAAGGAAUAUUCUUAACAAUUCCUUCAAAAGGAAAGCCUUCAAAUGCAUUGUUCAUUGCAGCUAAAUGUGGAAAUGCUCAGUUCCUGGCUGAGCUUAUAGCCUCCGAUCCUGCUUUGAUAAUUGAAACAGAUGAGCGCGAUCGGAAUGUAUUCCACAUUGGAGCUAUGUAUCAUCAGUGGAGUAUCUUCAGUCUGGUAGAUAAGUUGGGUGCAGAUGAGCAUUCCAUACUCUCUGCACAAGACGAUAGGGACAACACCAUACUGCAUUUAGCAGCAAAGGUAGCUGGACCCCUUCAAUGGGAUGAGAUGGUUGGACCUGCAAUUCGAAUGAAACGAGAUUUGAAAUGGUUUAAGGAUGUGACAAAGGUUGUGCCACCUGAUUGCCUAGAUAAAACGAACUUGGAAGAUAAAAGGCCUGGAGAUAUAUUCAUCGAGCAACAUAGAGCUUUAAAUGAUCUCUUGGUGAAUCAAAAGGAGAUGUCAUGGACGACCUUGCUUGCAAUAUUCGCUAGUUCCUUUGGGAUUGUCGCAGCCCUAGUUGGUGCUGCAAAUUUUGUGUUGCAACAGAUUCGAAGCAACUAAUCCAUCUUUGAGAUGCAUUAAUUCAGCUUUUGAGGGGCGCUGAAUCAAAUGUCAUAAUAUCUUACUACUUUUAGUGCUCCGUUUUAAGAGCAAUAUUUAAGGAAUGUAUUGAAUUGAGAAUUAAGAUUUCGUGCAACUUUUAUUAAAUUAAAAGAAAAAUUAUGGA